This is a messenger RNA of Schistosoma turkestanicum, 750 nucleotides long. The record is from the annotation of a GenBank genome assembly. NCBI's taxonomy places the organism in Eukaryota, Metazoa, Platyhelminthes, Trematoda, Strigeidida, Schistosomatidae.
ACCUGCAAGGCGAAAGGAGGAGAGGAGUACCAAGUAACACAUUGCACCGAGAAGUGGAGACAAGAGAACAUGAAAAGAAUGAACAACGAUUAGACAGGAAUGAAUAGAAAGACGGAGGACAGAGCAGGUUGAAGAAUGCCAGUGGUUGGCCUAUGCUCCGUUAAGGAGGUAACACGAUUAGAUAAGUAUGCUUCGUUUCUCGCACUGAGGAAUGGCGACCAGAAUGCCAUCAAUCACCAACCAUCUGGAGUCAAGAUAGCACCGCAAUACAUGCCCUCUUGUAAUGCGUUACGAAGCGGCAGAACCCCACAACAGUCACUCAGCGGAUUUGACGUUGCAAUUGUAAUGCUCGCACAAAUGGUCAACUUACAGAGUGGAGUCAGAGUGAUCAGUCUGGCACAGGAAUCGGAUAUCCCAGCACCAGGAACUGGUGUUUUGAUUGUUGGUUAUGGGAGGGAUGAUAACGACCGCGAUCCGUCACGCAAAAAUGGUGGAAUUCUGAAGAAGGGUCGAGCUACUGUUAUGGAGUGCCGACACAACACCGUCGGCAAUCCUAUCUGUGUGAAAUCAGGUCAGAAUUUCGGUCAAUUACCCGCUCCAGGUGACAGUGGUGGACCUCUGCUUCCGUCUCCUCAAGGUCCAGUGCUUGCUGUGGUAUCACAUGGCGUCACACAUACCAUGUACCCCGACAUCAUUGUGGAGUAUGCCAGUGUGGCCAGAAUGUUGGAUUUCGUGCGUCCCAAUAUUUGA